AAUUGAAAUCCCCAAUGACGGUGCAAGCUUAUGCUACGUACACUCACAUUGACAAAUAACUGCUUCAGACCGAUUAAAGUUAAUGCACUGUAUCUAAUGGCCUACCAUUGAUCGAAUUGGAGUCGGUUUUCAAAGUAUGACUGGGUACAUCCGGAACUUACUUUACUACACACUUGAUAUAAAAUGAUAUUCAUCAUCGGAGACAUCGUUUCCUGUCUAUAACUUGUUAAGGUGCGGUUGGAAUACUACAUCAUGUCGUCCGGAUACGAGAGAUUCAACAACGAGGACGUAGAGAAGACUGGUGAGGUUCUCAACGCUCCUGCAUAUCCUGUUCAACAGUUCCCUCCGCAGUAUACGGGACAGCAACCUGCGACACUUGCUCUUGGACAAAUUCCUCAGGUCCCUGGUCAGCAGACGAUAAUACAUGUUGCCGCCGGGCCUAUCCCGAAUGAUUACUUUGGAUUUGCACUCUUCGUUACAAUCUGCUGCUGCCUACCAUUUGGUAUUGUUGGCCUCAUCAAAUCAAGCGAGGUGAAGAAUCGUGCGGCAGGAGGAGAUUAUAACGGAGCAACCAUCUCGUCAUCUGAGGCUCGACGCUGGUCAUGGGCUGGCUGUAUUAUCGGAGGGAUUACGUGGGGUAUUGCUCUCCUUGUGACGUGUGUCUACAUAGGUCUUGCUGUAGCUGCCUGUAACGCUGGAGAUUGCUAUAAUUACUAAACAUGGGAGGGGCUACAGAAUGGCGAUCGCCCUGAAUGAUUUCCAGUUGAAAGACAAGAAGAAAACAGAAAGGAACAGACAAUUUUUGAAAUAGAUAAAUUACCCAUCAAUUUAAUGGCAUUUCUUUAAUUGCUAUUUUUGAACCAAUAACCAGACUCGCAUUUUAAUAAAAAAUAGAUUUAUCACA
Molecule: messenger RNA, 904 nt
Organism: Lytechinus pictus (painted urchin)
Lineage: Eukaryota; Metazoa; Echinodermata; Echinoidea; Temnopleuroida; Toxopneustidae
Product: proline rich transmembrane protein 1B-like
Exons: 4
Coding region: 253-717 (154 amino acids)
Cellular component (GO): membrane
Source: RefSeq, a predicted model, not a curated record